Messenger RNA from Tribolium castaneum (red flour beetle), 1053 nucleotides. Its product is annotated as jerky protein homolog-like. The transcript is spliced from 3 exons. Bases 1 to 1053 code for a protein of 350 amino acids. The record is from RefSeq and is a predicted model, not a curated record. Gene Ontology annotation, cellular component: nucleus. Gene Ontology annotation, molecular function: DNA binding. Lineage: Eukaryota; Metazoa; Arthropoda; Insecta; Coleoptera; Tenebrionidae.
AUGGACACCGAUGGGGAAUCUUUAAUUGUCUGUUGUGGGGAGGUGUCCAAAAUCAACAGCCAGUUGAGAAAUGGGAACCAAAGUUUCAAAGCGAGCAGUGGUUGGUUGAGACAUUUCAAAAACCGACAUGGGAUUAAAGACAAGGGAGCAAAUGACGAAGAACCGGUGAAUGUGGGCAAACAAUUGCGGAAUUUCUUCAAGAGAGGGGGGUUCACCCAUGAGAGCAUCUACAACGUGUGUGAUAGUGUCCUGUUGUGGAAAAGUCUACCAAACUGUGAUAAGAAAUCAGCUGUUAAAAUUAUAGCUUGUGCUAAUGCGAACUCGGCUCACAAGUUGCCUCUUUGUGUCGUUGGACCUGAACGGAGGUGUGCAACCAACGAUGCGAUUUUCUACAAACAUCAGAGUCCUGAAAUUGAUUCGACAAUGUUUGAGGAAUGGUUCGAGGACAUUUUCGUCCCUCUUGUGACCCAAAGACAGCAAAAUACAGGCAAUGUUGUACCUGAAGACUCAUUAACCCAACCAAUGGAUCUAGUAAUGAAUCAACUGAAGACCAGCUAUCGGAAACACCUCCUUGAAUUGCUACUUUCAAAGUCACCGUGUCCUGUUAAACAAUUCUUGGAAGAAUUCGCUCUAACGGAAAGUAUUUCAGUAAUCAGUAAAGCGUGGGAUUCCAUUCCCAGAACAGACAUAGUGCAAUCCUGGACAAGGUUAAUAUCGGACGUAAGGAAUGAAAUCGAGCUGAACCAUGACGGCAUAGUGGAAAUAGUUGCAAUAGCUCGAAAGAUUACCGGAUUAGAAGAAACCAACUCAAUGGAGAUAACUCAAUGGCUUGAAAGCGAUAAAGAGUUUUGUUACGAUUCAAUCGAAUACGAAGAAUUUCAUUUUGACGACGAAGUCACCGACGAGCCCUCGAACAUCGAAGCCUACCAAAGUCUUGAGACUGCAAUUCGUUGGUUCCGCAACCAAAAUGAGUGCAAUAAUGUGCAGUUGGCGACUCUGGAAAAUUUACGCGAUUUGGCUGCUGCCAAAGUGUGUGUGAAAAGGGAAACGUAG